CUUAAAGGUUCACUGAAUAGAUAGUUCACUGUAUUUAAAAAAACAACGCUCGCCCGUUAAAAGGAGGUCGCGACAAAUUGCCGUUAUUCCUUUAUUUCUGAAAAUUCUUCGGUUCUCCCUUUCGACCCACGCUAUUAUUUUCCGCCCAAGCGUCACUUCGUUUCGCGAAUUGUUUGUGGUCAGUGCGGCUGUGUAUAAAAUUUGUGUGUUUACAAAAUAUUGCUUUGUUUGUUUAUUUGCUUCGAUUUUAAAAUGUCCCUACUAACAAAGGCUGCUAAAUUGCGUGCUAAGCGUGAAGCUGCACGAUUAUUUUCAGCUAUUUACGAGACUGAGGAGUCAACAAUUGUUGCCAGCUCGUGUGAAAGAAUAUGCUUAGAUGUUUGUAAAGAAACAAAAGAGUGUAAUAAUGUGCCUGUUAUUGUUGAUACUAAUGCACCUGACGAAGUAGAUGUUGCUAUACCUGACGUAUGUAUUGAUUUACCUGACGAAACAGAUGGAGAUUUUGACAACAUUUAUACUAGUUCUGACGAGAGUAGUGACAGCGAUAGCCCAGAGACUUUCGCUGAGCAGUUAAGGCGGUGGGCCAUAAAAAAUAACAUUGCCAAUAAUGUUUUGAACGAACUUUUGGUAAUAUUAAGAAAUAAUAACAUGAAUGUGCCCAAAGAUUCUAGAACCUUGAAAAAAACUCCUAAAGAAGUUGUAGCCCGAAAUAUGGGGGACGGCUUUUAUACACAUUACGGUUUGUCUGACGCGCUUACAGACUUUUUAAUGGUAAAUGACUAUGAGUCAGAAAUAAUAAAUAUGGAUGUAAAUGUUGAUGGCUUGCCAUUAUGUAAGAGUUCGUCAAAAAAUGUUUGGCCCAUAUUAUGUAAUGUUCCUGGUUAUCCAGAAGUAAUGUUGAUAGGUGUUUACGAGGGUUAUUCAAAGCCGAAAAACGCUGACGAAUACCUGAGUGAAUUUGUAAAUGAAGUAAAGGAACUUGCCGAAACUGGGUUCGCAUACAAAAACAAGAUGUACAGUUUAGGGAUCAGAUGCUUUAUUAUGGAUGCUCCAGCCCGAUCAUUUGUUUUAGGAAUAAAAGGACAUUCAGGUUAUUAUUCUUGCACAAGGUGCCUUCAAAAAGGGGAAAUGGUUAAAAAUCGAGUUGCUUUUUUAAAAAUUGGGAUGGACCCUCAUCGGGAUAACAACUCAUUUAGAAGCAGAAGUCAACCUGAACACCACAACAAAAAAGAUUUAACUGUUUUAGAAAUACUUUCUAUCGAUAUUGUUAAACAAGUUGGGUUGGACUACAUGCAUAUUGUUUGCCUUGGAGUAGUAAGGACUCUCCUUAAGUCUUGGGUAAAGAAAAAAGGAGAACAGUAUUCCUUACCCUCAUGGAAAAUUGGUGAGCUUUCAAGCGAACUAAAAAAUUUAAAAAAAUCUUGCCCGUACGAAUUUUCUCGUAAGUCUAGGUCCUUGGACGAGCUUGAUCGUUUCAAAGCCACGGAACUUAGACAAUUUUUGUUGUAUUAUGGGCACUUUAACACUUUUUAAAUUUAUCCCUAGCAAUACGUAUAUUGUUAAAUAGCAAUUGUUCUUUGGCAGAUAUUAAAAUGGCCCAAAAUCUCUUAAUAGGUUUUGUAAUAGAAGUAUCCUCGUAAUAUGACCCUUGCUUCAUGACUUGUAAUUUUCAUUAUUUGCUUCAUAUUCACGAGGAAACAAUAAGCGCUUUCCGUUUUGAAAAUUACCUACAAACUAUAAAAAAACAGGUUAAAAAAUCAAACAAUGCUGCUGCCCAAAUUUACAACAGACAUGUUGUAAAGAGUUAUACCCUCAAAAGGAAGCAAAAAAACGCUGAUAUAAUAUUUGGUCGACAACUUUCUGAUAACGAGGAACUGUAUAGUUUUUUAAAAACUAAUAACUUUUACUUCUCUGUUGAUUUGCCUAACAAUAUUUGUUAUGUCAAUGAAAAUGUUGUCCUUAUUAACAAAAUUAAAAAGAUAGAAAAUGUUCCGUUUUUUGAAGGUAAAAUUAUUAUUAACUUACAACCACUUUUUGAUCAACCUUACAAUUCAUCAAAUUUUGGUAUUUUUAAAGUAGAUGAGAUGAUGAAAUGAAAGUAUUAGCUUUAACCUUAGCAACAUUAAAAACAAAGCAAUAAUAUUAAAAAACACACAAAACACUUUCGCUAUUUUUCCCUUCGUGUAGAAAAUAAAAAAAAUGGAUUUUAACACCGGUGCAGAUUACCUCUUUGAGAGGAUAUUGAAGGAACUGGACCUGAGUCGACACAGGGAAGACCAAAUUUUAAAAGAAUUGGAGGAAAGUAGGCGCAGGGAGGAAGGUACCCAAAGGCUGCUGAAAACGCUUACGGAGGAGGUUUUUAUGCUCCGUGGCGAAGUUAGACAACUUAAGUCCUUACCGAUUCCGGAGCCUGUGGCCAAUAAUCUUCAAAUGCUGCCCUUCGAAACCCUGCCCGAUUUCCAAGAUUUCGACCAAAAACUUUUGAAUGAGGAUGAAAUGCGGAGAGAACUGAAAUCAAAGCUAAAAAUGGUUUUAGGAAAUGAUGUUCCCACAUUUACAAGGCUGGCUAUCAAAGCAGUUAUGUCGGACAAGCUGGCUGUGGACAUAACGUGGCGGAGAACUCUGGAGAAACCCAGCAUCCAAAUGUUCUCAACAUAUGCGAUUAUUAAAGAAAUGGCUGUUAGUAAAUUUCCAACGUCAACAGAGUUGGACAUAAAUAAAGUUAUUCAGCAGUAUUUCCUACAUGCCAGAGACCGUAUUUACAAGCGUCAAAAGCCCUUAUAAGAAAAAUAAAGGCAA
Molecule: messenger RNA, 2799 nt
Organism: Drosophila suzukii
Lineage: Eukaryota; Metazoa; Arthropoda; Insecta; Diptera; Drosophilidae
Source: RefSeq, a predicted model, not a curated record